Colletotrichum spaethianum is the source of this 780-nucleotide messenger RNA. RefSeq names its product short-chain-enoyl-CoA hydratase. The record is from RefSeq and is a predicted model, not a curated record. NCBI's taxonomy places the organism in Eukaryota, Fungi, Ascomycota, Sordariomycetes, Glomerellales, Glomerellaceae. The coding region runs from base 1 to 780 and encodes 259 amino acids. The transcript has 2 exons.
AUGUCUUCUAAGCGCAUUGUGCUCAUCACCGGCGCCAACACCGGCAUCGGAUAUGAGACCGUCAGGGCCCUGCUAGAGUCCAAACGGUCGUACCACAUCAUUUUUGGGUCAAGAUCUAUCGAUAAAGGCAAAGCUGCCAUCGCCGAACUCGAAAAGGAGUUUCCAUCCACCACCAGCUCCUUAGAGCUCAUACAAAUCGACGUUGUCGAUGACGACUCUAUUCUGAAGGCUUUCCAGGAAGUCAAGGACAAGCAUGGGGCUGUUGACGUUCUAAACUACAACCCCGAGGAUAUCAAGACUCUUCGUCAAAAUCUCAACAAAUCAUAUGACGUCAACACCUCGGGCACGCAUGUCCUCACCCACGUCUUCAUCCCUCUUCUUCUCAAGUCAUCAGAUCCCCGCAUUUUGUUCAUUACCAGCGGACUUUCCGACCUCCACAGCACCGAAGCUCUUGGUUUGACCCCAUUUCAGCCCCAGACUAGCCCACCCGCGGGUUGGCCGAAGCCCUUUUUUAUGCAGGUCGGAUACCGCUCGAGCAAAACCGCCCUCAACAUGAUCAUGCAGUACUGGCACUGGAUUCUCAAGGCCGAUGGUGUCAAGGUAUGGUGCAUCUCCCCGGGGUUCCUAGCUACUGGCCUGGGAGGAAAUCCGGAGCUCUUGAAGAAGAUGGGUGCGGGCGAACCAAGCCAGGGAGGCAUACUGAUCAAGCAGGUUGUGGAGGGCGAGCGAGAUGCUGAUGUUGGCAAAGUUGUCAAUAAGGAUGGAAUCCAGUCUUGGUAG